CCUCUACACUUCCGGUAAAAUGUAAAAUGUUGUAAACAUUGAAGCCGAAUAAAUAUUUUGGAAUGUCUGGUUUGACGAGUGGGUUUAUUGUCGAAUUUCUAGAUGAGGGUUAAACUCAGAGUUUUCUGAAAUCUAGACUUCAGGUAUUUAUAAGAUGGAUAAAGCAUCCCGCCAUGAGCUCCUCAGGAUAGUUGAGGGACAACAAGAGAAGUUGGCGAAAUAUGAGGCUAAACUAAAAGAUCUGGUUGUGGCUUACAAGGGUCUGGCAAAAGAAAAAGAAGCACUAGAUGCCAGCUUUAAGGUUCUGUCUCAAAAGAAAAAAGAAAAUGCGACAUCACAAUCUGAACAAAAUCAUAAGAAUGAAGAUGAAAACGUGUCAAGCGAGAAGCAGAACCAGUUUACAGAUCCACUUCAAUCAGCCAGCAAGGAGAGUGACACAGAGGAAAAGUCAGACACAGAUUCCAGGGAGUCGGACCAAAUUAAAACCCUCUCAGAAUCACUGUUUACACUGACUCAGGAAAAGUCGAAGUUGGAGGGUGUAUACCUCGCAGACAAAAAACGAUUACUGCAAGAGAAUGAGGAUCUUGUAAAGAAGAUCAAUGAAGAAAAAGAGAAAGCCAACACUGAAUUCAAGCGACUGGAAACCCAAAUACAUGAGCUGAAGAUGCGUAUUCGUGAGCAACAAGCAGAAAGGGAAAAAGAACAAAAUGAUCAUGCACUCAUGUUACGGGAACUUCAAAAGCUCCUGGCUCAAGAGCGGGCAUCAAAAGACCAACUAGAAAACCAGGUGGAUGAUCUCAAGUUUGCACUGUCAGAGAAAAAUCAGUUAUUACCAAGUAUGUCUCAAUCUUAUGAGAAAAAAAUAUCGGACUUAACAACACAACUUAAGGAUGUAAAGGAGCAGUUAGGGGUGGAGAGAAAGAAAGCAGAGAGGCCCCCCGAGGGACUGAAACAACUACAGAACGAAAUGUCUACAAUGAAGAAAGAAUACCAGCUACAAUUACUGAAUGAACAGAAGAGGAGCUCAGAGGCUGAUGUAAAACUGGAUAGAUUCCGUCAGGAAAAGGAGAACCGCGUAUCGGAACUGGAAUCCAAAAUCUCAGAAUUGUCAGACAUGGUGGGGAAUUAUGAAAGGUCGAAAGUCCAGGACCAGCAAACAAUACACAAACUCAAGGAGCGCAUGUCACAGCUAGAACUGGAGAACACAGCUCUUACAAAGUCUGUGGGACAGGUUGGAAACUAUGAUGAGGAGUGGAGGAACUUAGAGGCAACACAACUAGGAGAAUUGAUUGUGAAACUUCAGGGAUAUCUUCAUGAUGCAAAUCAGAGAACAGCAACCCCCGUCUUACUUGAGGACUUGCUGCAGGACGAGGAAGGACGGUGUCCAAAAUGUAGCAAGCACUUGGAGGAGCUGGAAAGUGUGAAGGAAGAGUUUGAAAGAUACAAACUCAGAGCUCAGAGUGUGCUCAAAAAUAAAAACUCAAAGGAUUCAGGGACCAGCAAAGAAGUGGAGACAUUGAAAACUCAAGUGAAUGAACUAAGAGAAAGAAUUAAAACAUUGCACAUGCAACAUGAGGCCCAGGUAGAAAAAGAGAAACAGAAAGUAGAGACUGCACACAAAACCUUGGUGUCUGUGCAGGAAAAACAUAAAGCAGACAUCCUCCACCUAGAGGCCGAGUACCAGCAUCAGAAGAGUGAGCUGGAAGUGGAAAUUCGUAAACAGCGUGAGAGAACUGUGUCGCUUCUGGCGGAAAAAGAUCGUGACAUUGAAAUGUUAAAGGCGUCUGUGCCCAUCUAUGAUGAGCGUUUCUUUGUACAGAAUCCCCCCGACUCGGGGGCAUCAGCAGAACUGCCUGGAGGUAAAUCAGAGGAAGAGAGGGCGGUGUCACGACUGCUGAACAUGUCCUCUCUCAGUCAGGGGGACUCCAAUCUGUUCUACAGGCAGGAGGUGUCCCGCAAAGAGGUCGAAAUCAACGCACUGCGGAAACAAAAACAUGAACUGGAAUCUGCCCUGAGAGAACUCCAGUUGAACAGUCAUUCCAAAGAGGAGUCUCUAGCUGAACAAAUGGAGAUGUUGAAGGAAGAAAUCCAAAGAAGUGACAGGUGUAAAGCAAGGGAAGGUGCCAAUCUGGAGUAUCUGAAAAAUGUGACAUAUAAGUUUCUGACUAGUUUUGAUCCGAAGGCCAAACAACAGAUGCUGAAUGCUAUUACCACUAUUCUACAGUUCAGUCCUCAGGAAAAGUCUGUGGUCCACACACAAAUGAAGAGUUGGUGGGCCGGGACAUUAUGAUCAACAAGUCAUAGAAUUGUGGGUACUUGAGGGCAGGGCCCUGUGGCAAUCAGCAAUGGACACGUUUGAACAAUCAGUACCCAUCAGCAGCUAGCUGUGGGUUGGGACUCAGUGGUCAUGGCUGUUGAAUUCCUUUCAUUUUAUCACGGUUCAUGUAUUAUAUUUUGUACCAGUUUUCUGGUUGUUCUAAGAAAUGUGAUUUUACAUUCUAUGGUAAGGUUGGUGUAUUAAAAUUUAAGUGUACAUGGAACAUUACAUAGAUUUCACAUCUGUAUGAACUAUAAUACAAUUCAGAAAUAUGAUUAUAAUUACCUAGUAAUUUGGUAAAUCUGCUGGAAAGUUUUUGACACCAUUGGUUUACAGACUACAUUUUAUUAUUUAAUUACUACAUUACAUUUGUCAAAGUCUGGCAUUUUCAAGGACCAAUCACCAGGCUUCUAUAUUUUAUAAUUCAAUAGAAAUCAUGAACACUGAAUAGUGCAAACCCUUAAUAAUUUAUAUCUUGUCACUUCAUCCCUGUAAUGGGACUAUAAUAGGGUGCUAGGAUGCUUUCUUUCAAAUUAAUUUUCAAAAUUAUAUUGGCUAUACGCCACUCUUCAGUGUUUUAUUGGAAGCUUUUCUGAUCCUUUUAUGUACAUUUGUGUAUAUGUAUGAUAUUCCAUUAUUUAACAUAUGAAUAUUUAAAUGAAAUAAAGAGCAAAUUUUACUCUU
This is a messenger RNA of Magallana angulata, 3001 nucleotides long. RefSeq names its product GRIP and coiled-coil domain-containing protein 1-like. Gene Ontology annotation, cellular component: Golgi apparatus. The transcript is spliced from 10 exons. Lineage: Eukaryota; Metazoa; Mollusca; Bivalvia; Ostreida; Ostreidae. The record is from RefSeq and is a predicted model, not a curated record. The coding region runs from base 155 to 2290 and encodes 711 amino acids.